This is a messenger RNA of Cannabis sativa, 1587 nucleotides long. RefSeq names its product CLAVATA3/ESR (CLE)-related protein 46. Lineage: Eukaryota; Viridiplantae; Streptophyta; Magnoliopsida; Rosales; Cannabaceae. The coding region runs from base 1158 to 1427 and encodes 89 amino acids. The record is from RefSeq and is a predicted model, not a curated record. The transcript is spliced from 3 exons.
AUUAAUUUAAAGUUUCUUAAUCGAUUUCCGGAAAAAAUCGUAAUGUACAAUAAUUAUGUAAUUAUAAAAGAGAAAGAGUAGCGCAUUAGAAGAAGGAAAAAAAAUAGGAUGAAAAUUAGUGUACUACUUGAUACCAAUUUUUAUGUUCAAUUGUCUCCCUGAUACAAUGAAACUAUAGAAGAUCUUAUAAUCCACCAUGCAAAUGGAGUUACGCCUUUAUUGGGUGUAAUUCGAUGAACUUGUAGGUAAGGUUCAAUUUAUUUUCUGAAUUAAGAAGACAAAAAUAUCUCAUGGCAACUCAUCUGGAUUGAGUCUACAAUAUUUUAAGUCGUAUUAGCUUCCAGCAAAAAAAGAAGUCAUGUAUCAGCAGCAAAGUCAACAAGCAAAUCGAGCAUAAGCACUAUAAUGGAAAUGAUUUCCCCUCAGGCACUUCUGCUCUACUCAACAUUUCUAGUAAAAUAAACAAAUAAAUAAUUGAGUACAAGCCACUCCUGCACAAAAAGACAGCUAUAGAAAUCACCAAGUUGUUUUUUUCUUUUUCUGUUUUUGUUGAACGAAAUACGAAGUUAAUUCGAGACAAACAAAUGAUGCUGAUGCACAUCCUUACAUUGGUUUAUACAAAGCUAUUUGUAAUUGGAGAAAAAUAUGCAACAUAGAACACAAUUGUUAGUUUCACUUCAAUAUGAAUCAGUCUACUUGUUUUCCAAUUUCAGCUCACAUGAAGAUGAAGUAUAAACAAACCAACAAAACGAACAGAGAAAAUCCAACUACUUUAAAAGGCAUGGAAGUCUCAUGGUUUACCUAGAAUAAUGACAAAAGAACAAACUCUAGGUAGACAUGGUAACUAAACAUGCAUCGGUGGGCCCCAAUAAUCGAGUUGCCCACAGCAUGGCCUGAACAAUUAAAAAGAAAUAAUAGGAGAGGUACUUAAUUAAACUAUCAUGGAUGCAAUGAUAACUGGGAAGAAGUCAACUCACAAUGACAGACCAGCCAAUAUUCCUAUCUUACCAAUACAAUAUCUAAUGGCAUAGGAUACCCAAGCACUCAUUGAAGAUAAACACUCCUACAAAAAUUUCCACUUCGGCUAUGAUUACUUACCAAAAACGUGUCUUAUAAAUAAAUGCUUGUAAUAUUAAACCUAUCCUAUUGACCAAGGCAUGCACAGGCUCAUGCCCAGCAUGGGAGGAGUCCGCACUCUCAUCCAACUUUCCUUGGCAUUCAUCCUGUUCGUAGCUAUCCAAUACUAUCACUCUACCAUUACUGUUCAAGAUAUUGAAUCAGUUCACUUCAGAUUCAAACCUGCACAGCCCAACUCAAGGUCUGACACCAGAUUUGUACUACCUGCUAGGGUUAAUGGAGAGAAGACUCAUAUGAGACGAUCAGGACCUAACCCAGUAGGGAAUCAUCGUCCACCAUCCAGACAAUGAACUGAUAAAUGCAGGUGAGAGACAAGAUGGUGUAGGACUAAGGAUCAGUAUUUUCCUUUAACAGUUUUACAUCAGAUGUAUUUAUUUAGGCUGGAAAACAUAUUAUUCUGGUAUUAUGCUUGUACAAAUGGAAUGCAACUGAUGAUUUGUUCUCUAAAAA